UGUGUGUUACAUACUAACAUUCAGUUAUUUAUUAUAAAAAUCAUUGUACACGUAUUAAAUAAUAUUACACUUACUGCUAAAAAAUGUCAGAUCCAACGGAAAACAUAUGUCCUGAGAUAAACAAGGAUCAAGUCGAGGACAUCUUGAAAAACGAUUACGGUUUUAUCAAUGGAAAAAUCCAGGAAUUGGAUGGUUACGAUGAUAAAAACUAUUACAUUACAGAUGUUGAAAAUUGCAUUGAAAAAAUUGAAUUUCCGGCUGACGGAAUAGUCAUAAAAUUCAUAAACUCAAUAGACUCGAAGAAUUUGUUACUACUAGAUGCACAAACCAAACUUACUCAGCAUCUUGAGCGUUAUGGAAUACACUGUCCAAUACCUGUGUUCAAUAAAUAUGGAGAAAGUUAUCGAUCUAUCAUUCUAAAUGAUAAAAAGCAUGCAGUCAAAGUCUAUAAAUAUAUAAAAGGAGAAACUAUGAACAAAAUUAAAAUUAAUUCUGAAUUAUCUGCCAAUUUUGGUUUUUAUGUUGGUAAUUUAACAUCAAUUUUAAAGAAAUUUGAUCACGAUGGAUUCCAUCGAAGUCAUUUGUGGGCUCUAGAGAAAUGUCCAGAAGUUCUAAAAUUUGUAGAUGUUUUUGAUCAAGAAAAACAGAGACAAACAAUUACAACAGUAUUAAACAAAUUUCAGUUUAAUGUUUUGUUAAAAGCUGACAGUCUUGAAAAAAGUGUUAUUCAUGAAGACCUCAAUAUGAAUAAUAUAAUCAUAAAAGACAACAAAAUAUUUGGUAUUAUAGAUAUAGGUGAUGUUGUCUAUUCAUUCACAAUUUUUGAUUUUGCUGUUGCAUUAAGUUAUCUAAUUAUGCACGAAUUUAAAGAAAAUAAUGCCAAGUUAUCUGAUAUACAAAUUAAAAGUUUUGUUGAAGCUUAUGAAAAACAGUACAGAAAUUUAAACGAUUUUGAAGUCUCAAUAAUACAUACUUGUAUAUGUGCCAGAAUUUGUCAAAGUUUGGUUUUGGGUAAAAAAUCAAGUCUGAGAGAUUUAUCAAAUAAUUAUGUAUUAUCUACACAGAAGAACGGAUGGAGGGUAUUAGAAGAAUUAAUGAAUAUUGAAGAAGAUAAAUUUGUUAUGUUACUGAAAAAUUAAUUCGAGAAAAUUAUAUUUAAAAAAAUUUUACCAUCAUUAUUGGAUUUAGAUUUAUAUAAAUUAAGACAAUUCUAUAAAUACUAUCAUUUGAUACAUCAAUUAAUCACAAAUUAAUAAAUUGUUACUUAAUAUGCUA
Messenger RNA from Diuraphis noxia (Russian wheat aphid), 1275 nucleotides. Its product is annotated as hydroxylysine kinase. Lineage: Eukaryota; Metazoa; Arthropoda; Insecta; Hemiptera; Aphididae. Gene Ontology annotation, molecular function: amino acid kinase activity. The record is from RefSeq and is a predicted model, not a curated record.